UCCCCCUCCGCGCUCCUCCGCUCUCCUGGUGCUGAAGCGUCGACUUUCUCCUCUCAGAGCACUAGCAGCCAUGGCUGAAAUAAAGACGGGCAUAUUUGCCAAAAACGUCCAAAAGAGGCUCAGUCGGGCGCAGGAAAAGGUUCUGCAGAAGUUGGGAAAGGCAGAUGAGACAAAAGAUGAACAGUUUGAGCAGUGUGUGCAGAACUUCAAAAGACAGGAGUUUGAGGGCUCUAGGCUACAGAGGGAGAUGAAGGCCUACAUAGCAGCUGUGAAAGGGAUGCAGCAAGCUUCUAGGAACCUGACAGAGUCCCUGCAUGAAGUAUAUGAGCCUGACUGGCACGGCAAAGAUGACGUCAUGACCAUUGGAAAGAACUGUGAUGCUCUGUGGGAGGACUUCCAUCAGAAGCUGGUAGACUCUACCAUCGACACACUGGAAACAUAUUUGACUCAGUUCCCCGAUCUCAAGAUACGUGUUGCAAAGAGAAGCAGGAAGUUAAUUGACUAUGACAGUGCAAGGCACCAUCUUGAGACCUUGCAGACUUCAACCAUGAGGAAUGAUAAGAAGAUAGCAAAAGCAGAGGAAGACUUGAAAAAGGCCCAAAAGGUUUUUGAUGAUCUCAACGUUGGCCUUCAGGAUGAACUGCCCACACUCUGGGAUAGUCGGGUGGGGUUCUACGUGAGCACCUUCCGGAACGUCUCCAGCCUGGAAGCCCGAUUCCAUAGGGAGAUCUCUUUUCUCUGUCAUAAGCUGUAUGAAGUGAUGAAUAAACUCGCUGAACAGCACUCAGACAAAAUGUUCACGAUUCAGGGAGCUCCCAGUGACUCAGGUCCCCUGCGAUUAGCCAGGACUCCCACACCACCUGAUGAUGAGAGCCCUGACAGCAGCCCAGCUGCCAGCCCCAACCACACACUAAGGCCUAUAUCUCCUGGCCCACCUCGACCCAAAUCACCUUCACAGCUCAAGAUGGGACCUCCAAAACCACCUCCUCCAAAAGUUACUCCAACCAAGGAGCUCCAACAAGAGCAGAUAAUUGACCUGUUUGAUGGAGGUUUUCCAGAGAUCAGUGUUACAUCUCCACAGCCAAAUGAGAAACCCGGAGAAUCUCUCCUGGACUUGGAUUUUGAUCCGUUCAAGCCUGAUGCCAGUACACCUAUUGGGCAGACCCAAUCACCCAUAUCUCAGACACUACCUUGGGAUCUUUGGACGGGAAAUGCUGCACAGCCUGCACAACCCGCAGCAGAUGCUGGCUUCACUGCCAACUGGGCAGCUGACUUUGGCUCUUCUGCCACCACGGGUAAAGAGGAAUCUGGAAAUGCUCAACCUGCCGUGGAUGUGCAGGGAUGGCCACCUGCCGAAGCCUGGCCUACAGAGGCAGCAUCACAGCCUCAAGAAGAGGCAGCCACAGAUGAGGUGUCCAACAAGGCUUUUAAUGGAUUUUCGAAGGAUGCAACAGUCCCAUCAUUUGUGGCUGACUUUGAUAAGACGUCUGAGGCUGAGGCCACAGAGGGUGAUGUAGCUGAACGAGAAGGUGAAGCAGCCCCAGGCUCUGUACUUGAGGGUGGGGAGAGUCCUGUCACCACUCCUCCUACAGACACACAACCAGCAGAGAUCACGGCUUCAAGCCCCACUGCAGAGAUGGCCACAACCACUGUGGAGUCUCCAGUGUCUGCUGAGACUGAGGCAGCUGAGCAGGCUGAGCUUCCAGUUGAGGACAUAGAAAAGGAGCAACCCAGUGAAGAAGCCCCGGAAUCUGCUUCCAUCCAAGAAGCACAGAAGGAGUCACCUACAGAGGCGCCUCUGGCCACUAUUGAGGAUAAAGAGUCUCCCAUUGAAGAGACUCCGACUAUAGAUGCCAAAUCAGAGGAAGGGGCCAGUUCACUAGAAGCCAAACCAGGAGAUGAACCAGAUAAUGUUGAGCCCAUACCAACAGAUGAACCUGAUAAGGUUGACAGCCAACCAGGAGAAGUUCCUGAUAAUAUUGAGCCCCUACCAGGAGAUGCUCCUGAUAAUACUGAGCCCAAACCAGGAGAUGCUCCUGAUAAUGUUGAGCCCCAACCAGGGGAUGAAACCAGUAAGGAGGGUGCUACAAACAAUGGGAAAGAGGAGGAAAAGAUGCCUAUCCCUUCUGUUGUUAUUGAGCCUGCCUCUAGUAAUGAAGGUGAUGAUGACCGUGAUGGUGAUAUCAUAUCUCCAAUUGCAACCAGUGGCAAUGGGGUGAUCCCAGAAUGCCAGACAACCAAAGACAUCUCCUCUGGAAUGCCUCCUGGAUACCUUUUCAAGGUUGAAACGAUGCAUGAUUUUGAAGCAGCAAACACUGACGAACUGGAGCUGAAGAAAGGAGACAUUGUUUUGGUAGUACCCACAGAGCUAACUGAAGAUCAGGAUGCUGGCUGGCUCACUGGCAUCAGAGAGAGCGACUGGCUACAGCAUGGCUCCUCGGCUCAACAAGGACUGUUUCCUGAAAACUUUACGCAGCGUCUGGAGUAAAUGGGUUGAGUGUGUCGUCAGAAGGCGCAUGGAUCUGGACGUUUGCAGACAGAGCCACUCGCCGUGAAGUCUAAAGUACUGAUGACAGCGGUCAGUCAGACUAGGCAAAUACCACAUAAGAGGAAAUAACACAACAGACUAAACGAAGCAAGAGGAGACACAGACACCUACUCAGAGCAUAAAGAAAAUAACCAAGCAUGACGUAAUAGUAUGAGCAACCUUUUCUCGCAAACCAAGAUAAAAUCCCUGUUUUUGUUUGUUUACCUGUGAGCAGCAACGAAUUGAUGUGUGCUUUGUUGGAACUCUGGUGACCUCCACAUGUAAUCCCUGUCUGUCUAAAGAAGAACUAAAGUGAGAGUUUCCCCUCUAAAGACAAAAAAGUAACCCUCUCCUCUCUGCACCAAGUGUAUUGUAUUGACUUUGUUGCUCUGCAGCGAAUCUUAUCAGAAUUUGUAGUGAUAUGAUCUAUUUAACCAUUCUAAGUGUUAAACAAAACUUAGGUGUUUUCUUUGAGAUAUUUCAGAUAUAAAUGUGACAUUGCAUCAUCGUUAGUGUUCUCUGUAGUUUCACGGCUGGCCGUGCGCAGCUGUGGUGGUGGUAUUUGGCAUAUGUUUGAUAUUGACAUAGUUUAUGGCCGAGACUUUCAGUGUUUAUGCCAAAUUAAUCAAAGUCCUCUUGAUGAAUAUGGAUAUGUGUUGAGUUUACAGCAUGAGAAAUGUUGUGAGAAGAAAUCUGAAAUAUUGCACCUGGCUAAUACAGCUUUGCAAAACACAACAUGUAGCUCCCUAUAAUUACAGACAUUAUGUGUAUUUUAUUCUCAAAGACAUUAAUGCAGAAUUUAUCCUUGAAUAUGGACGUGGAAAUAUUAAUUUGUGAAUGAUGUUUUAUGUUUGGAGAAAUUGUAUUUAUUCAACUUUAUAUUUUUUAAGCCAAUGAUGAACGGGGAAGUUUGGGGUGGGGAAUCUAAAAAAAUAUGCAAUAUAUGUAAUUGGUUGAUAGAGUAAUCAUUGUCUUCAUUGUUUGGUUCUGAAAUGGAAAAACAGCAUCACUCCUGUGUUCGUAUUGUAAGCCUCACUGUAGAGCAUUUCUGUGAUCUACAUAUCUGUGCUAAUUUAUCUGUAAACUGAAUAAAGAAUAGUUCAUA
Molecule: messenger RNA, 3632 nt
Organism: Carassius gibelio (silver crucian carp)
Lineage: Eukaryota; Metazoa; Chordata; Actinopteri; Cypriniformes; Cyprinidae
Product: amphiphysin
Exons: 26
Coding region: 71-2488 (805 amino acids)
Biological process (GO): synaptic vesicle endocytosis
Cellular component (GO): plasma membrane; cytoplasm; synaptic vesicle
Molecular function (GO): phospholipid binding; protein binding
Source: RefSeq, a predicted model, not a curated record